Molecule: messenger RNA, 3110 nt
Organism: Priapulus caudatus
Lineage: Eukaryota; Metazoa; Priapulida; Priapulimorpha; Priapulimorphida; Priapulidae
Product: poly(A)-specific ribonuclease PARN-like
Exons: 19
Coding region: 74-1900 (608 amino acids)
Biological process (GO): nuclear-transcribed mRNA poly(A) tail shortening
Cellular component (GO): cytoplasm; nucleus
Molecular function (GO): RNA binding; poly(A)-specific ribonuclease activity; metal ion binding
Source: RefSeq, a predicted model, not a curated record
UGACAGCAGUAAGGUCACGCCUAUCAGCUGGAACGUAUGUACAGUAUUCAGAAGUAAACGCGGCGCACCGACAAUGAAUAUCACACGGAAAAAUUUUAAAGAAACCUUUCCUCUUAUCGUUGAAAGUAUAAAUGAAGCCGACUUCUUAGCAAUUGAUGGUGAAUUCACAGGUUUGACCAAUGGACGUAAAUCACAUUCAUUUGAUACACCAGAGGAGCGCUAUCACAAACUUAAAGAGGGAACAUGCGAUUUUCUACUCGUUCAGUUUGGAUUGUGUACUUUCACGUACAAGCAUGAGGAGAAAAAAUACAUAUCUAAAGCAUACAACUUCUACAUUUUCCCAACACCACUAAACAGGCAAGCGAGUGAUGUGAGGUUUUUGUGUCAGGCUUCAAGUUUAGAUUUCCUGGCUCGCCAGAGUUUUGAUUUCAAUAAAGUCUUCUACGAAGGUAUUCCCUAUCUGAACCCGGCAGAGGAGCAGAGCCUGUCGGACGCCUUACAGGAACGGCACAACCAGAGCAUGAACAAUGAGCUGACCUAUGUGAGCCCUUCAUAUGAGUCGCCAGCUUUCAAGGGUCCUUUGGUUAUCCCAGAAGAGCACAAGUCAUUCAUUGCUGACAUCUGCAAGAAGAUCGAAACUUUUCUAAAGGAUGAGCAAGAAACUAGCUUGCAGUUGCCAGUAUGCACAGCCUACCAGAGGAAGCUCAUCUAUGAGGCUGCUAGGAAAAGAUUCAAGAUGGGCAUUCAGCUUGACACACAGACUGCUGAAAAUCGCGAUCGGUUUAUUGUCGUGAAAAAGGCAUCGGAGGAGGAGAAGAAACUGGUUGAACAAAAGAAAAGAGAAGCUGACUGGGAAGAACUGAAGGAUGCUGUUGGCUUCUCAAAUGUCAUUCGUGAGAUUACACGUUCAGGAAAACUGGUAGUUGGCCACAAUAUGAUGUUAGACUUAAUGCACGUCUUACACCAGUUUGCUAGCCCCCUGCCUGAGGAUUAUGAGGAGUUCAAGUCACUGGCUCACUGCGUAUUUCCACGCAUCUGUGAUACGAAGCUGAUGUCAAGUACAAAUCCAUUCAAGGUCAAUAUUCCUAUGACAGAUCUUGGCAAUCUCACGAAGAUACUAGAGAGAGCGCCAUUUGCCAAGCCGAACAUAGAGUUUGCGGCGGAGGAGCACAGCUACAGCACAGUUGCGAAUCAGCUGCACGAAGCAGGGUACGACGCCUACAUAACUGGACUCUGCUUCAUAUCGAUGGCCAACUUCCUAGGUACCUUCCAGGUUCCCAUUCCAAGUCGAAUACCAGCGAACUCACCACUUCUAGAACCUUUUGUAAACAAGCUCUAUGUGAUGAUGGUGGUCGACAUACCCUACAUGAAUCUCGUCGGAGCUGACCUGAAGCCAAACCGUGAUCACGUGUUUCAUGUCAGCUUCCCUGCCUCCUGGAGAACAUCCGACAUUGUUCAGCUAUUCAGUGCAUUUGGCCACGUGUACAUUGCAUGGAUCAAUGACACGUCCGCACUAGUUGGGUUGAACUACAAGGACAAUGCUGGCCUAGUUAUGAAGACGAUAGGUGAGGGUGAGAGUUACAAAAUACAGACCUACAAAGAUUACUGUCAAACAACUCAGGUCAUAUGUCAGACCACAGCUGUACUUAAGAGGAAAGUUGAUGGGUCGCCUCCUGUAAAGAGCCCUCGUCCACCCAAGAAACGUAAAUCGUCAGGGAUAUUAAACCCUGACCUCCCACCGACUAUUCCCGAAGAGCAAGAAGAGACUGAGCAUGAAGAUCUAGGCGAGCCACUCACAAAAAAGCUGCGAGAAAGUACAACUGAUGGGGUGGUUGCAGAUAUAGCGAAUGGGUCUUCUAAAGGUGACUGCCAGUUGUUCAGUGUUCCAGAUACGUGGUAGAGUGAGCAUGUUGCAGGUCUAUCCAGUGAUCUCCGCCCUGUCUGUCUGGGGACAAGGGAGAAAGCACCUCCAUCACCUUUGGGAGAGUAACAAAGAGUAUGUGGCAUUCUGUGUAGGAAAGGAUUGCCUGUUGCAGUGUGGUGCUAUUUUGAUUUGAAAAUUAUAAAAGAGGGGCCAUUGUCACCGUCAAAAUUGGAAUAAAACAAGUACAUUGGAGGGGGGGGGCGACUCCCGCAGUGGCCUAGACCUGUGCGCCGAGUAAUAGAAUUACCUGACAGGUCAAACACGUAUGUGAAACGUCAGUAGUACAUUACAGUUAUCAUCUGCAUUGUUGAGAAUGCUGGGUAAUAGCUGUUGUUUCCUGGAGAAGUUUCAGGUCAAAGAAUCAUGAAUCAUCACUAAUAACAUCGCUACCUUCAUUACAUGGUUGAUGCAUUUGUUUUUGAGUCAUUCUUUCCUCAAAAGUUGAGCAAAUCUGUUUUGUUGCAGUCGCGUUUCUCUUGUAUGGAAUUUAGAUAACACUGUGGUUGUGGAGGCGUUCACAGACUUCAUCGUUGCAUUUGGCAGGGUUAAAACCUUUAGAAGGUCAGUGGCAAUAUUUUGUAGAUUUGUUAGUGUCAACAACAAUCCACAGAUCAGGUUUGAGUGGUAAAGGGUGAAUGUUGCCGUUUUUGCUCGUGGCGAUAGGAAAAAGCAAGCACAGACUGUGAUUGCAGACUUAGUGUAUCUCGGUUUGCUUACAGUAGCCGCCUGAGUGUAACAAAAUCACGUUGCCACGAACGUAUCUAUACUAUUAUAGAUAUGUAGCUAUGUUCAUGGUAUUACACUAGACCCUUUAUCUCCAACAAUUGCCAUACAUUGACGGUUUUUGGCCAAGUGUGCUAAACCCGAAUCAUAUUGGUUUUUGAAUUCACCAUGUGUAAGCACUAAGCAGUGUAUAGAUCUGUUGUACAUGAAGUCGAUGUAACUCCGAUUGUGUUGCCAGGGUGACUGGGGCAAAAUGUCUAUUGAAAUAAACGUAAAAGGGACUCUCUUGUCCGUUAGAAUUUCUACUUUUUGUAUAUCUUAAUAAUGAUAUUAUAGUCUAUAAUUAUUAAUAGCUUUAUAAUAUGAUGUAACAUUACUAAGAGUGAAUGUGAAACUAAUGCCAUUAUGUUGCAUUGCAGUGACGUGUCCGUGAAAAAAGAAUAUACAUACAUACAUAUAUAUA